Fusarium tjaetaba is the source of this 609-nucleotide messenger RNA. Its product is annotated as 60s ribosomal l16. Bases 1 to 609 code for a protein of 202 amino acids. NCBI's taxonomy places the organism in Eukaryota, Fungi, Ascomycota, Sordariomycetes, Hypocreales, Nectriaceae. Gene Ontology annotation, biological process: negative regulation of translation; translation. Gene Ontology annotation, molecular function: structural constituent of ribosome; mRNA binding. The transcript has 5 exons. Gene Ontology annotation, cellular component: cytosolic large ribosomal subunit; ribosome. The record is from RefSeq and is a predicted model, not a curated record.
AUGUCGAGCUUCGAGCAAGUUGUCGUCAUCGAUGGCAAGGGCCACCUCCUUGGCCGACUCGCCUCCAUUGUCGCCAAGCAGCUCCUGAGCGGCCAGAAGAUUGUUAUUGUCCGCUGCGAGGCUCUCAACAUCUCUGGCGAGUUCUUCCGUGCGAAGCUCAAGUACCACGCCCACCUCCGAAAGAUCACCCGUUACAACCCCACCCGCGGUGGUCCCUUCCACUUCCGCGCUCCCUCCCGAAUCUUCUACAAGGCUGUCCGUGGCAUGAUCCCCCACAAGACCGCCCGUGGUGCUGCUGCUCUCGAGCGCCUCAAGGUCUUCGAGGGUGUCCCCCCUCCCUACGACAAGACCAAGAAGGUCGUCGUUCCCCAGGCUCUCCGUGUUCUCCGACUCCAGCCCGGCCGCAAGUUCUGCACUGUCGGUCGUCUGUCUAGCGAGGUUGGCUGGAAGUACGAGGAUGUCGUUGCUCGAUUGGAGGAGCGAAGAAAGGCCAAGGGCGCUGCUUUCUACGAGCGCAAGAAGAUCGCUGCCCGACAACUGGCUGAUGCGAAGAAGAACGCUUCUGUCAAGGAGGAAACCGCAAAGGCCCUUGCCAACUACGGCUACUAA